AUGAUUCCUUUUAAAAGGUCAAAAUUCCCCAAGUUGACUAUAAUACAGAAAUUGUGCUUAUUUUUUAUUCUUCUGACUCCUGUUUUGCUGAUUUUAAGCAAGUCCCUAUGGAUUUUAUUGUUUUUAGUAAGAUCGGUUAGUAAUUUACAUGUGGUUCCUAAUUUCUCAUGGAAACUUCAGGAAUAUAAUCCAGUGAAAGUAAAUGACUACUACAUGGAAAAAUCACAAAAUGACUCAAAAAAUCCUAUGACUAAAAUAUCUAAUAAUCUCUACAAUACAUUACACAUAUAUGACUAUAUUAUCAAUGAACCUGAUAAAUGCAAGGAGAAUGUUCCAUUUCUGGUUCUGCUUAUAACUGUAGAAAGAUGGCAGCAAGAGGUACGUCAAGUGAUAAGAAAUACAUGGGCGAAAGAGGAUCUCUUGCCAGGAGUCAGGAUACUUAGGUUAUUUUUCUUAGGUAAAGAAAUGAAGCCGAAUACUGAAGCUCAACAGGACAUUUUACAGGAAAGUGAGGAAUUUCAUGACAUUAUCCAACAAGAUUACUUGGACUCGUACAAAAACCUCACAAUUAAAACAAUUAUGGCCAUGAACUGGAUAACCACAUACUGUCCCAACGCCUUGUAUGUAAUGAAAAUAGACAGCGAUGUAUUUGUUAAUAUUGGGUAUUUGGUCAACAAGCUUCUGAAACCAGAUCAAGAACCCAAAACAAAUUAUAUUACAGGAUUUUUAAUGCUAAACAAUUUACCCAUUCGGGACAGAGAUAGUAAGUGGUAUGUGUCACCAAAUCUAUAUCCUUACAAAAAGUAUCCUCCAUUUUGUUCCGGGACCGGAUACGUGCUCUCAGGAGACCUGGCCCGCAAAAUAGUCAAAAUCUCUCCAAGCGUUAGAUGGAUACACCUGGAGGAUGUGUUUAUUGGUUUGUGCUUGGAUAAGUUAGGAGUUCAGCCAGUGGCUCCACCUAAAACAUCUGAUUUUAAUAUCUGGUAUGUGGAGUAUUCAGACUGCGAAUUCCACAAUAUUGUUACAUCACAUUACGCGAGUCUUGGGAUGCUACAACAUUAUUGGGACAGACUAGAAAGGACUAAACAUCUUUGUGCGUAA
Molecule: messenger RNA, 1101 nt
Organism: Hyla sarda
Lineage: Eukaryota; Metazoa; Chordata; Amphibia; Anura; Hylidae
Product: beta-1,3-galactosyltransferase 2-like
Exons: 1
Coding region: 1-1101 (366 amino acids)
Cellular component (GO): membrane
Molecular function (GO): N-acetyl-beta-D-glucosaminide beta-(1,3)-galactosyltransferase activity
Source: RefSeq, a predicted model, not a curated record